UCAGCCCCUCGCGAAGCGCCGGGCCGCUCGGGAACAUGGCCCUGGAGCAGCUCUGCUCGGUCCUCAAAGUGUUGUUAAUAACAAUACUUGUAGUGGAAGGAAUUGCAGUGGCCCAAAAGACCCAAGAUGGACAAAAUAUUGGAAUCAAGCACAUUCCUGCAACCCAGUGUGGCAUUUGGGUUCGAACCAGCAAUGGAGGUCAUUUUGCUUCACCAAAUUACCCUGACUCAUAUCCACCAAACAAGGAGUGUAUCUACAUUUUGGAAGCUGCUCCACGUCAAAGGAUAGAGUUGACCUUUGAUGAACGUUAUUACAUAGAACCAUCAUUUGAAUGUCGGUUUGAUCACUUGGAAGUUCGAGAUGGGCCGUUUGGUUUCUCUCCUCUUAUAGAUCGUUACUGUGGCAUGAAAAGCCCUCCAUUAAUUAGGUCAACAGGAAGAUUCAUGUGGAUUAAGUUUAGUUCUGAUGAAGAACUUGAAGGACUGGGAUUUCGAGCAAAAUAUUCAUUUAUUCCAGAUCCAGACUUUACUUACCUAGGAGAUUGUCAGUUUGAGCUCUCAGGAGCUGAUGGAAUAGUGCGUUCUAGUCAGGUAGAACAAGAGGAAAAAACGAAACCUGGCCAAGCAGUUGAUUGCAUAUGGACAAUUAAAGCUACUCCGAAAGCUAAGAUUUAUUUGAGGUUCCUCGAUUACCAAAUGGAGCACUCAAACGAAUGCAAGAGAAACUUCGUUGCAGUCUAUGAUGGAAGCAGUUCUAUUGAAAAUCUGAAGGCCAAGUUUUGCAGCACUGUGGCCAAUGAUGUGAUGCUUAAAACAGGAGUCGGAGUGAUACGAAUGUGGGCAGAUGAAGGUAGUCGACUUAGCAGGUUUAGAAUGCUCUUUACUUCCUUUGUGGAGCCUCCCUGCACAGGCAGCACUUUCUUUUGUCAUAGCAACAUGUGCAUCAAUAAUUCUUUAGUCUGUAAUGGCGUUCAAAACUGUGCAUACCCUUGGGAUGAAAAUCAUUGUAAAGAAAAGAAAAAAGCAGGACUAUUUGAACAAAUCACUAAAACUCAUGGAACAAUUAUUGGCAUUACAUCAGGGAUUGUCUUGGUCCUUCUCAUUAUUUCUAUUCUAGUACAAGUGAAACAGCCUCGGAAAAAGGUCAUGGCUUGCAAAACGGCUUUUAAUAAAACUGGCUUCCAAGAAGUGUUUGAUCCUCCUCAUUACGAGCUGUUUUCACUAAGAGACAAAGAGAUGUCCGCAGACCUGGCAGACUUGUCGGAAGAACUGGACAGCUACCAGAAGAUGCGGCGCUCGUCCACUGCCUCCCGGUGCAUUCACGACCAUCACUGUGGGUCGCAGGCAGCCAGUGUCAAACAAAGCAGGACCAACCUCAGCUCCAUGGAACUUCCUUUCCGAAAUGACUUUGCACAACCACAGCCAAUGAAGACAUUUAACAGCACCUUCAAAAAAAGUAGCUACACUUUCAAACAGGGACACGAGUGCCCUGAACAGGCACUAGAAGACAGAGUAAUGGAGGAGAUUCCUUGUGAAAUUUAUGUCAGGGGGCGAGAAGAUUCUGCACAAGCAUCCAUAUCCAUCGACUUUUAAUCUUCUACUAAAGGUGACGCGAAUUAUUAAGUAUGUGUUGUGCAGCCUACAGAGCACCCACACUAUUUUCAGCAGCCAGCCCUUUCUCCUAUCAAAACAAGGAAGACCUUUAUUUACUGUUAAGUGAUAUUUUUAUUAUCUCAGGCAGUCUAUAUAUGUUAAACCAACCAAGAAACUUAGUAGAUUCAGUGAAAAAAAUAAUCAUCAUUUAUUGCUCAGUGUCAUAUAAACAAAGCACUACCAGUUCGAUAACAUUUGAAGAGGGGAGAGGUUGUAUUGAGCCAGACUCGGGCUGCCUGUUAGUUUUAGCAAAAGGAAUACUGCUCUUGACUGAUACAGCUCUGUCAAUAUUUUGGUCUCCCAAUAAAUUUAAAAAUAAGAUUUUUCAUUAUAUUCUUAUUUUUCUUUUCUCUAAAUUUAAUUUGUUUUAUAAACCUGUAGUUUUACCAUUUUAUCUUAAGUAAAUAUAAGUGGUUAAUGUAGCACAUAUGUCCAUACAGGCAUGUGUUCGUGAAUGUGUCAAAGUAUAGCUAGUUACUGUGCCAGUUAAGACCCAGAGUUAUGUUUCAUCCAUCUGUUCUUCUUGACUAAUUUCUAUAUUUCUGCCUUUUAACUACUAGAUCUUUAGUCCUUAUUUUCUGUGAGAAAUAGUAGACGAUAUGAUUUAUCACCUUUAAGUCAUAUUUUGUCUUAGUUAUGUUAUACCAGAAAAUUUCAUAAUCCUGAGAUGUAUGCACCAUUGCCAGACUAAUUAUUAUGACUAAAAAUUUAAGAAACAUAAAAACUUCUAGCAAGCCUUUAAAAUUUCCCGAAUAUGGUCACAUUCAGUGACAGCCUUUUCAUUAGUAAACGGUCAUUUAAUUCACUUUUGGGGAGACCUGUAAUUAUGUUUAUUUGCAACAUUUCUCAUAACUAGAUCUAUGUUUCCUGUUAUUUUUGUAAAAGAUUACUUAGGUCCCUUUGUAUUGGUUUAUCUUAUGGCAUAUGGUAACCAGGGUUGUAUAAGAGUUAAAGAGAAAUUCCUAAGAAACUGUAUAGGCCUUUAGAUUGCUUCUUACUUGGGACAGUACAUUUUUCUAGUUCUUAUCAAGAAUAACAAUUUCCACUUUUUUUUAAACUGCACUUUUGACCUUAUUUUUUUUUAUGGUAUAUGAAUCAAUAAUUUAUAAACAUGAUAUAAAAACUCAUUGUGUUUUUUUAGACUUUUGAUAUUAUUUGAUACUGUACAAACUUUAUUAAAUCAAGAUUAGACCUACAUGACAGAUUUCUUUCAGUGUUCACAUUAGCGACUUUGUGUACAAAUAUGCUGUGAUAGAACUGUACACUGUAACUUAUUGUAAAGACCUUGGUAAUGUGUACCUAUGCCUUUUCUUUCCUUUUGUUAUAUUUUGUUUGUGAUAAAUUUCUCACUCUGUGAUAUUUAUUGCUCUAAAUCACUACACAAAUCCUAUAUUAAAAUGUACAUUGUUAUCCAUGA
This is a messenger RNA of Galeopterus variegatus (Sunda flying lemur), 3069 nucleotides long. It is a transcript of the gene NETO2, whose product is annotated as neuropilin (NRP) and tolloid (TLL)-like 2. The coding region runs from base 36 to 1592 and encodes 518 amino acids. The record is from RefSeq and is a predicted model, not a curated record. The transcript is spliced from 7 exons. Gene Ontology annotation, molecular function: protein binding. Lineage: Eukaryota; Metazoa; Chordata; Mammalia; Dermoptera; Cynocephalidae.